Molecule: messenger RNA, 2286 nt
Organism: Symbiodinium necroappetens
Lineage: Eukaryota; Dinophyceae; Suessiales; Symbiodiniaceae
Source: the annotation of a GenBank genome assembly
AUGCCUCGCAAAGUGUUUCCGGAUGGUGCGUCGUGCUCCGACGAGGAGUGCCAGGGCAUGGCAGCAAUCUGGGAUACUCAUGCCGAACUUCGUGAAAGGGCCAGGUCGGGGAAAAGGCUGAUGCAAUCUGCCAAUGGGGAUGCAGUUGUGUUGCCGAACCUUGAGAACAUCAAACAUAAUUUCCUAGUUCUGAAGGAGGUUGUGUUAAAGAUGAGUGCUCGGCAGCGCCUGAGUGCGGACCCUGCGGAAAUGCUGGCCAAGAUGUUUCUGGGGUGGUACGACAAGCAUAAGGCGCAUUUCAAGGAGGUCCAAAACUUUGAUGCAGCGGUUUGGUCCUUCAAGGAUGGCUGGAUUGUGCACAAGAUGUUCACCCUUUUGCGUCCGAAAGUCAUGCGCCCAGAAACACCCCGAGAUGCUACGAUCAAGGAGCUGUGGGCCGUGCUGAUUGAUGUGAAGAGGAGACAGAAGGAAGCAGCAAAUGCAGUCCCUGGUCCUGAGCAUCUCGAAGGAGCCGAGGCUGAAGAUAAUGAUGAUGACGAUGAGGCCUCAUCCAAGGCUAUGGAAGGGGAGGCUUCCUCCGUGGCUAUGGAAGGGGAGGCUUCAUCAAAGGCUAUGGAAGGGGAGGCUUCAUCAGAGGCUAUGGAAGGGGAGGCUUCAUCAGAGGCUAUGCAAGGGGAGGCAUCUUGGGCUUUGCGUCGGCAAAGUUUGACUAGGGAGGAGAAGCUUGAGAUAGACAGUGAGGCCGCAGGCUAUCGUCUUGCCCAUACAAUUUCGGAGUCUUGGUCAGAUGAGCAUAUGCCCAGAACCCCGCCUGAGCUGCAAGAGGCGGUUUCUGCAGAGCCACGCUUGCUAACUCAGAAAACCUUGUUGGAUGAGACCCCGAAUGACAGAUCCUCUGAUGUGUGCACAGUGGACUCCAGCCCUGAUGAAGCCUCAUCGUCAACAAGACCCGUGUUUUCCCGUCGCCCACAUGUUCCUUCGAAGACUUGGAAUGCUGACCUGUCACCAGCGCUAACGAACGAGCAGAAGGCUAGGAUUCUGCCUGGACUUUCUGCUGCUUUGCCGGCAGCUGCAGCACCUGCCGGCCAAGGUGGUGGCUAUGCUCCCUUUGUAGCCCCCUCGCCUGCCCAGAACCCCGAUCAGGAGGAUACCUAUGUGCCAGAGGCAGAGCAAAGCCUUGAAGGGCUCAUUGAGGAGAUGGCUCCGUCUCCGCCUCCCAAGAAUCACAUGGAGCUGGAUGGACUGGUGAACCCCUCUGCAGCUUCAAAGGUUUCUGAGGAAGAUGAGCCAGUGUCCCCAUGUGAGGAACCGGCAUCGAAAGAUGACCAGAUGCGCUUGAUUCUUGAAAGCCGAAAGGCAAAGAAAGCCAAAGCAGCUCAGAAAGCCAUCGCAGCAGAUGCCGACACAACUGCUGAAGCACCGGCCGGAGCAAAGCGCGGACGCAAGCCCAAGAACACCGAAGCCAAAGCUACCUCAUCAAAGACAGCACCCAAUUCCAGUGAUCAGGAAGCCUUGCCAGCUGCAGCAGCAAAGCGAGGACCCAAGGCCAAAGCCCAAGCGAGCCAUCCAGAACCCAUGCCGGGCACAGGUACAGCAGAGCCGGCAUCUGAGUCCAAAGCCCCCAAACACAAGCCAGGACCCAAGCCCAAGAGAGCCAAAGCCGAUGAUCCUCAGGAACCCGAGUCAAACCCGGGAGCCAAGCCCAAGAGAGCCAAACCCGAUGAUCCUCAGGAACCCGAGUCAAAGCGGGGAGCCAAGCCCAAGGGAGCCAAGCCCGAUGAUCCUCAGGAACCCGAGUCAAAGCGGGGAGCCAAGCCUAAGAGAGCCAAGCCCGAUGAUCCUCAGGAGCCCGAGUCAAAGCCGGGAGCCAAGCCCAAGAGAGCCAAGCCCGAUGAUCCUCAGGAAUCUAGAGCCAAAGCCGAUGAUCCCCAGGAACCCGCAGGAGCCAAGCCCGAGAGAGCCAACACCGAUGAUCCUCAGGAACCUGUUGUGGCAAGCAACAGCAAGCCUGAGGGGAAGCCUAAGCCAAAGGGGAAGGCUGCCAUGAAGAGGCCAGCAGCAAAGGUGCCGGUCCCUGGCCCGGCUCCAAACGACGAGGCUGAGCAGGCUGAGAACGACGUACCCUUGGAGUGCGAGCUCCCGAAAACGUUUGCACGGCGGGCAAUGCCCACGACAGCCGCCGGAAUCAACAAGUACCGGCGCAUCGUUGGUGCAUUCAGGGCCCAUGUGCUGCCAAAGUUGAAGGAUGGCCAGAAGUGUGUGGCCGAGGACAGUCUUGGGUCUUAA